Messenger RNA from Neurospora tetraspora, 4822 nucleotides. RefSeq lists its product as uncharacterized. The record is from RefSeq and is a predicted model, not a curated record. NCBI's taxonomy places the organism in Eukaryota, Fungi, Ascomycota, Sordariomycetes, Sordariales, Sordariaceae. Gene Ontology annotation, biological process: regulation of DNA-templated transcription. Bases 232 to 4365 code for a protein of 1377 amino acids. The transcript has a single exon. Gene Ontology annotation, cellular component: nucleus. Gene Ontology annotation, molecular function: transcription cis-regulatory region binding; DNA-binding transcription factor activity.
GUUUGCGGUUGUUGCAGCAGCGAAAAACGCACAUCACCAAUUCUCCGUCACCUACCCUUGACGUUUGCAUUACCACCGAACCUCGACAACUCCAAACCAAGCAAACCACCGCCUGGAGGUCACCCUCUCUCCGCCCACUUCUUGCCCGACAACAAUCGUCGCAUACCAUGUCAACAUCACUCUGAGCACAUUGUCUCUCUGACCAGCGCAUCGAACAAGCAAAAAGUCAAGAUGGGCAGUCAACAAAGUGUGCCGGAAGGCGAAGAUGGCGACGUCAGAAGCCGGUCAGCCUCGCCCUUGGUUCAGGAAGACAACCACUGGGGAAAAUACGAAAACAACGAGAGCUACGAUGCCAUUCCCGGCGUACCCUACGGCCAGCAGUUCGACGAGCAACCUCAAUCACCCGUCGCGCCUCCCUCAGGCGAGCGCAAGAAAAAGAAAAAGAAGAAGAGCAAGCACCGACGCUCGCCCUCCCCUGCUGUUGAGCCCGACGUGAACGGCGAUUCCCACCACCAAGACCCAACUUUCGCAGACCCCGAACCUGCCGCGACCGAGGAACACGAACUCCCAGAAGCUGGCAAGAAAAAGAAAAAGAAAAAGAAGAGGUCCAAGCCCGAGCCCCAGGUCGAGGAGGAGGAGCAACAAGCCGAGCCCGACCAUGAGUUGCCCGUUGACUCCCCCGCUGCGCACGAGUCACCCAACCUCAAGUUCGAACGCCCUGAAGUCGCCGAGCCCGAACCACAAUCCGCUGCUCAAGGAUCUGCCAAGUUCAAGAAAAGGAGUCGCAAGUCGAAGAAGGUCACUGUCGACAUUUCGGACGAUCCCAUUAGCGAUGGCGAGGACAAUGUUCAGCGAACCACAAAGAUCCACAGAGGCGAGGCUCCGAGUUCCGAGCACCAUGUCAAGAGGCGAAGGCUAUCUCCCGAGCCUGUUGCCGAAGAGGAGGACGAGUACGACCAUGUGGAGGUUGAUGCUUCGUUCGUUAAGAGGGAACCCGGUGCCGACGAGCAUGAGCCAAGCAUGGUUGGUGGCCAUGAACAUACAUCGCCCCUCGUGGCCCGUGAGCGACGAAGGGCUAGCUCUGCUUCGCAACAUCCCGUCGAGGUUGCUUCAAGCGCUCCUCUGGUACCACAGUUUGCUACUCAACAGUCUUUGAGCUUCCACGAUGACAGCUUCCGCAUUCCUGCUUCGAUCCAUCCAAUGGACUUGGACGAUCAUAUCAAUGGCCUUCCCAACACUCAGGAUUUUGCCGAUGGUUUGCCCCCAAGCUCUCAGGCACAGUUCGAUGGCUUUCCUCACAGCUCCCAGCGACCUCGCACUGACGGUCUCCCGGCUAUGAACGACCUCCCGGCUAUGAACAACAGCAUGUGGGAAGACAACAUGCGUCAUGAUGCUAUCGACGAGGACGAGCCAGAGGAUGAUUAUAGCAACGAGGGGUACAUGCAUGAUGCGGACGAGGUCGAGGCAGAUAAAGCUGACGUGGAGACUGCUUCUUCGGCGGGCGAUCCUGAACCUGACAACCACUCUGAUCACGAAAUGGAUGUCGACCAAGCAGUUGCCGACAACGAAGAACCAAGUCCGGAAGUCGAUGCUGCUGCCGAGGUCGAAGACGGGGAAGAUUCUGCCCCUGAGGUAUCGGUCACCCAGACUCCUGCUCCCAAGGCUCGCAAGUCCCGUACCAAGAAAGCACAAGCUCAACCCGAUGCCGAGCCUGAACAAGUCGAGCAAGCUGAGGAAGCCACUCCUGCACCAACGUCUACAGCAAAGACGCCGCGCUCCAAGGGCUCGAAGCGAAAGGUGAAGGUCCCAUACUUCGAACGUGAGGAGGCCGAAGGAUGCGAUCAAGCCGAGACGUCUGCUGAGCCUUCCGUCAAGGAAGUUGCCGCCACUCAAAAGGACCAAAAGCGGGAGAAGAAGCGUAAAUCACGUGCUGAGGACGAACAAAGUACUUCCAACGUUGAGCCAGCACCUAAGAAGGCCAAGGUCAGCACAAAGAAAAAGCCAGCUAAGAAAGCCGAUUCCGACGAAGACAACUCUGAGAUUGAGGAAGCAAGCAACGGCUCCAAGAUGGCUCAGGGCCGAAUGACGCAGGCCGAACAUGCUCGCAUCAAGGCGGUAAUCGACUCUUUCCGGGAUGCUAACGGACUCACCAAGCAUGCCGUCAACGAAAUGAUCCACCAAGACCCACGCAAGGAUCCGAAGAAUAGGGAGCUAUGGGGUCUUAUUGUCGAUGCUUGCCCCAACCGGCCACGCAGAAAAGUGGUCAACUACUGCAGGCAGAACUUCCACAACUUCCCUGCCCGUGGUUCAUGGACCAAGGAGCAGGAUGAGGAAUUGGAGAGUAUGCUGAAGCUGCACGGCCAAAAGUGGACGCUAAUCGGUGGUCUCAUCAAUCGCUUCCCGGACGAUGUUCGUGAUCGGUACAGGAACUAUCUGGCUGCCGGGGGCAAGAACAGAAAAGAUUACUGGUCCGAGGAGGAAGAGGAGCGCUUCCUCAAGGUCGUUGCGGAGGCCAUCGACAAGAUCAAAACCAGCAUGGCCAAGGACAAGAAGAAGUCCGAGGACGAAUCACCGGAAAGCCUGAUCAACUGGCAACAGAUCAGCACGGCCAUGAAUCACACCAGAACUCGCCUUCAAUGUUUGCAAAAGUGGAAGACGUUGCGUAAGAAUGAGGCUUUGCCCGACAGCAUCAUGGUCAAGCUUCCCGAUGGCGAAUCCUCUCGCCUGGAUAAGGCUCGCAAGGACUUGCGCAAAAUCACACCCGAAGACAAGGCCCUUUUGGUGCGUGCCAUCCGAGACUCUGGCGCUGACCGCGAAAACAAGAUCAAGUGGAAAGAAAUCCAGAAAGACGUUUUCGACAAACAGUACGCCAAGACUGCUCUCACGGUCACCUGGGGUCGCUUGAGACAAGCCGUGCCGCAAUGGGAAUCCAAGUCCACCCAAGAGUGUGCCAAAUACCUUUGCGACAUGUACGAGCGCGAUGCCGACUGGAAGGGCGAUGAGGAAGUCGGUGACGACGCGGAAGAUGAUGCCGAUGCCAGAUCUACUGUCAGCAGACCUGCUUCCGUGGUGGUCUCGUCUACACAACAGACCAAGAUCUACCGCACACCAAGAGUCGGCCUGUGGGAUCCCCCAAAGGAAACCAAGACCAAUCUCAGCAAUGUGUUUGCCGAAUCUUCAGACAAUGAGAUGCGCGGUCGGACUUCUCAGCGGGCGAGAGAGCGCGCAAAGCGGUUAAAGGAGUCAGAAAAGGCGUCAUCCAAGUCAAGGAAGUCACAACUUUCGGAGGCUAUUGUCCAAGAUGAGGACUCCGACGAGGAGGAGGUUGAAGAGAGCAUCAACGGAGAUAUUGCUGCCGUCAACGGCAAUGACAACCAAGACUUCGAAAUGGAUGAUGCUCCGGAGGUUGAUGCCGAGGAAGACGACGAAGAGUCGGAGCCAGCACCAUCAGCGCCCGUUGUUCAGAGUCGAGCCGUGAGCGUCGACCUCGGCGAGCCCUCCUUCAUCUCAAGCCCACAACUUCCGACCUCCGCCCAGAAACCCCAAGACUACUCCGAUGACGAUGACGAGGACAUCAUCGCCACCACAUCCAAGGCCGCCGCCCUCAAAGCCUCCAAAAAGGCAGCAGUCCGCACCUACGGCAAGGCCUCCAAGUCAACCAAGUCUAAGCGCAAAGAAAAGGAUCUCGACCUGGACGUCCCCCUCGUCCUCGGCGCUGCCGUCCCCUCCCUCCCGCCGCCAUCUACCUCUCUCACAGCAAGUCACCCCCAGCUGAGCCCCAAGCGUCCCGCGGCAUCCCAAGCCCGCCGUCCCUCGUUCAACGAAAACAACGAAUCUGACCACUCUGAUGCCCCGGCCAACAGUCAACAUAACAAAAAACGCCGCAUCCUCACUCGCCAGCCAUCCGUCCGCACGACCGAGACCAUCAUCAAGACUACCGCGUCCGUCGUCAAGGCUAGCAAGCGGAGGAAACCCAACACUUUUGGAGAUGACUCCGCAGCAGCAGCAGCAGACUCCUCCGAGGUCGCCAUCGCCUCAGCCGUACCUGAUCACUUACUCCUCGAUCUGGUAGAAAUGGACGGUAACCUCGCAGACGACAGCCUGGUUUCCCUAGACAGACCGGGCGACGUGGUUGGUGGUGUGGGCAGGGAGAAGAAGGUGGCUAGUAAGGCGAAGCAGGUCCGCAAAAACUUGGCUGCUAGUGGUAGUGUUUCGGUGGCGUCUACGCCGGCGCCGUUGGUGAAGAGCAAAGCCCCUUCUGUUGUUUCACAGGUUCAGGACACGUAUAGUGUUAUUAGCAGCGAUAUGGAUGAUAUGGAGGAUAUUCCGGCUGUGUUGCCUGCUUUGAAUGGGACACAGGGUUAGAGGAUUGGAGGAAAAUGGGCAUGGUGGUUGAUGGAAGAUGGAUGAUGCUGGAAAUGACCAAUUGUGUCACUGGCAGGAAUGGAUGGAUUCGGGAGUGAUAAGGGUGAUACGAAUUGAAAGCAAGAAGGAUUAGAUUAGGGUUAAAUCAUUGCAUUCAGGACCUGUGUUAUAGGUUUAUGGUAUGGAUGGUUCUUUGUGGACUGCCUCAAAGGAAGCUCAAAAGAAGCGUGCGUUUGGUUUCGGUUGUUGCAUUGCAUUGCAUUCAUGGUCAUCAUUGCUUGAGGUUUUUGUGAUCGGAAGUGAAAUCGGAAGUGGACUGGAUUGGAGGUUGCUGAAGUUGAAGCGUUCGGAAUCAGAAGGAGCAGAUCAAGUCCAGUUAGCUAGCGGUCUCAUGGGUUCAUGGUCAUCCAAGAAGAUAAGCUGAGUCGUGGUCGCUAGUUAGGUACAUGGACGAAGA